GAGCAACGUGAGCAAUAUGAGUGGCUGAGCGGCUCGCGGUUUUUGGUGGGAUUUGGGCUGCUGCAGGCUGCAGUUAUGUAUUUUGUCAAACAAAGAUUGGGAAUUGCGUAAUAUAAUAUUGCUUAAUAUAAUUUCAACGUAUAUAAAGAUCUACGUAUUUCGUAUUACUUUGUAAACUGGCCGUGACGGCGCUAGUUCUAAAGCGCGAAAGUGAUGUUUUGAAAGUUUCCCCAAUGGCGAUGGCAUCCGCUGAGUGUGCCUCAGAUAGCGAGUCGAAAGAAUGUGUUAAAGAUGCCGAAGUUUUGCUUGAGUCUGUAAAGGAGUCAGUUCGAGAAUUGUAUGACUUCCGAGACAGUUAUUACGAGAAGCAUCCGGGAGCUACACAGGAGAUGAAAACAAACGAAAUUGACUGCAAACUAAAGUGUUUUCUCGCUACUCUUGAACAGAACCGAGCACAACUGGAGAAGGUGGACAAAGCAGUUUAUCUUAUGCUUAAAGGAAAGGCACUGAAUAUUCGCCAGGAGUAUGAAUCUGAAACGCAUGCCAUUCUAAGCAAGGCGGUCAAACUGAACCCAAAACUAGUUGAGGCUUGGAAUGAAUUAGGUGAAUGCUACUGGAAAAAUAACGAUCUACAGAAAGCUCUCAACUGUUAUGAAGGAGUUCUGAAGUCGACAAAAGACAAAGUUGCGCUUAGGAAUUUGUCAGUAGUUCUACGGCAGAUUAGUACAACACCAGAGCAGCAGACAAAAAAUAUCUGUAGCAGUCUUGCAAAGGCCAAAGAAGCAGUGGAACUUGAUGUUUCUGAUGGAGAGUCUUGGUGUGUUCUAGCCAUUGCAUAUAUCACUUUGUACUUCACUGCAUCAUUACAGCCAUCACAUCUGCAGCAGUCCUUGGCAGCUUUCAUGAGAGCACUUGAGGACCCUAAAAUGGUGUACUCUCCUGACCUGCACUACAACUACGCCAUGGCACUGAGGCAUCAAGAGGACUAUCAGAAUGCAUUGAAAAACUUUCAUCGUUCCUCAGUUUUGGAUCCUUACUGGACUGCACCAAAGGAAAAGUCUCAAUACCUGCUAAAGUACUUAACAAAUGUUGACGAGAUGAUCAAGAGCAAGGGUCAAACAAAGCAACGCAAAAUACAGACCAUGUUGGCUAACAUAAAGCCACGUCACUUGGGGCCAUUUAAAGAUCAUGCAACCAUCAAAGCUCUCGAGUUCAAUAAACUUAAGGCGGAAAGAAAUUCAGGCUGCAUUCUUGUUUGCAAAGUCCUCUGUAACAUUGUUUCAGAGGAAAAAUUCCCCCUCACAUUUUGUGCUGUAGAUGCAACUUCAACAUGUUUUGCUGUGACUGUUUACAAUAUGGCCAAAGGAAAGGGGUUCAUAAUAGGAGACACUGUGGUCAUUCCAGAACCAUUAGUGCACUUUGUACAAGUCACAUUUCAAGAAAAGGAAAUCUCCUUCCCAAGUGUGCGGGUUGAUUCCCCACUAGUUCUUGUGGUCAACGGACGUGUACUUAGUGCAGAAACUCAGAGCCCUCUUCAACUUGAAGUUUACAGAAAGAAAGAGUAACUGUGAAGCAUGAUCAUUAGUUGAACUGUGAAACUUGUGAUAAAACUCACAAUGGUACUGAUGAAGUAUGCCUGUUACAGUGCCACAUUUACAGCCCUCACUUUUAUAAUGUGUAGGGCGUUACUGUGCCGAUGAAUCUGUCUCCGUGUAUCUCGUUGCUUUUGUACCAAGUGGUUUUAACAGUUGAUAGAAUGCUGAGACAUUUUGGUAAAAAUAUUUGUCCUGUAAUCUUUCAAGCCACCUGUUGUACAUUGCACACUUUGCUAUGACAUUAUUAUUAUUAAAUACCAUUAUUAUGUUCAGUUUUAUAGCAGUUCACAACUUGGCUACAAGACAUAGUGGUGACAAUAAAGGAUGCACACACAGGC
Molecule: messenger RNA, 1933 nt
Organism: Ornithodoros turicata
Lineage: Eukaryota; Metazoa; Arthropoda; Arachnida; Ixodida; Argasidae
Product: tetratricopeptide repeat protein 5-like
Exons: 10
Coding region: 234-1565 (443 amino acids)
Molecular function (GO): protein binding
Source: RefSeq, a predicted model, not a curated record